AUGAAUUGGACGGGUGGUAGUUUGCAGCGUACAAGGAAAGCCAAUGGUGGCAUUAUCCAGCAACAGAAAGCCUAUUUUGCCAGAGCGCGUGCUCACCUCCAAAACGUGACCAACUUGCCAACCACACCCUUCCGACCAAGCUACCUCAAUGCCAGUAGAGAGGACGACUUGCCGGGACAAGAGGCUUCAUUGGCCACGCGUUCCCUCCGUCACAAAGGGCAAACUUCCAAGCCCAGGCGGCAAGACUUGCGAGCGCUGUCUAGCGAUGGACAACACAAGCAUCAUCAUGGGGGAAGCUCACGAAGAGCCCUGGUCUCUUUUCAUACAGGAAAUCCAACCAACAGGGCCGUAGAAGUUGCGAAAGGCAAUGUCGGCGGAAUGGGGACCAUACGGGUAAAGCGAAGCAUCACCGAAGCAGACACCGAGGUUCAGCUACUUGAAGCAAACAAAAAGCGACUGCUGAAACGACCGGACUGGAUCGGCGUCAACCCCUCCAAGCCAGUGAGCCUACCACUUGUGCCGUCCAGAGACAAACCUGGGAUCGGCAAGCGCCGAAGGACCGAAAUAAAGCCCGGCGCAACAGUUGGACAUGGAAUGACGACCAACCUCACAGACAGACUGAUACAGCAUGAUAUGCUAAGAGAAGGACUCCGGAGUGGAGUCCGGCGUAAUGAUCGUGAUCACAUGCGGAUCCGAAUAGGAACAGAUGCAUUGACGAGCGCUUACUCCACGCAGCGGCACGGAUGCGGAGAGUCGCAGGAUUCCUCUGAUCCUAUGCUUUUUGAGCAAGAAUACGCUCCGAAUGCAGGGACAGGUGAACCCUUGGAUGAACCCUUGAAAGCUGUACGACCUGUCAAUCAUUGGUCUAAUGCAGCAUCGAGUACGUUUCAACAGGAACCUGCUGCUCCACACGGGAUAUCACUCACCGAUAAUCACAAUCACCGACAUUUUGAGCAGGUUCCCAACGUGGUCAGGUCUCGGUUUCUAGGAGAUCCUGACCAAAGUGACUCGCAAGGUGAAGGAUUCAACACGCAGGUCAACCAUGUGUAUACUAUUCCGAGACGCAUUCAAUCGGAUGCAAGUCAUGCUCCUCGGUAUCGCGUGACACAGCGUACUGGAGGUGCUCAGCAACCUUUCCUUGCCAUAUUCGAUGACCCAGAUUCUUCGGAGGACGAGGACGGUCACAAGGGUAAUGGAGAGAAUCCCGUUAGGAACAGUACCAGGGAGCAACUGCAGAUGGACGAACAACUAUUCGCCAAUGCAGCUCGACCACAAAGGAUACAGCGUGCUGAUGGGGAGGGUGGUUGUCCCAAUUUGAAGAGAUCAUCUGCUGUGCGUACUAUUGUCGAUGCAAAGGCAUGGGAAUCCUUCCUCGCAAUUGCCAGCGACGACUCCAGCCACUCGACCGCCACCAUGGAGUCUAGAAGCAGCAACUUGCAUCUCUACCCUACAUCGCCAAACAAUAAUAAAGCUACUGCGACCUGGUCACAACUUGCGACGCAGGGUAGCCAAGCUCAAAUCGGUACCUCUGCCAUGUCUGCCUCUUUGCCUUCUAUGAGGCGGGGUAUUGGAAGACGUGCACUGAUUGAUGCGACUAUUCCAGACCGCAAUAGGGUUGAUGUUCUAGAGCGGGAGCCAUCUCAAAAUAUCGAGGAGGACGAGGACGAAAGACUUUGGCAAGCUUUCGUAUUCGGGAGCGACGACACUUGUUCAUCAUCGCGGUCGUUGCAUGUACCAGGCUACCGCGGCGCCUUGUCGAACGAGCCUGAAGCAAUAUCUUGUAUAUCGCUCUCUGCUGCCGUCAGUUCUAUCCCACCUACAUCAUCCGUCAUAUCGCCAUCUCGCGUUCAUAGCAUAACAGAGAAUCACUUUCGGCCUGCAGGCAAUGUUACGCCAGGGUCGGUACGGCGGGAAGAGCGCAGCUCACCGGUCGUUCAAGGAGGAUUUGACGACUUAAGCGAUGGCGAGCUGAGCAGAGACUUUGUUCAGCGCAGGCUAAGGAUGGGAAACAACGCAUGUUGCGACACCAGUCUAGACCCAGGGAGAAGGGAUAGUGGCACGAGAACGGUUGAGGGCAGGCUGCAGCAGGCCAGAAGCAGCGCAGGUAGACAAGCCUCAGCAGGCAGACUAGAUGGUGGACAAUAUUACUCAUCCAUGCAAGCAGGGCCUGGUAGCGAUAGCUCCUCCGACAACAACCUCCAUCUUGUCGAUGCCGCGUUGGAGGCGUGA
Messenger RNA from Plenodomus lingam JN3, 2229 nucleotides. RefSeq lists its product as uncharacterized. Lineage: Eukaryota; Fungi; Ascomycota; Dothideomycetes; Pleosporales; Leptosphaeriaceae. The record is from RefSeq and is a predicted model, not a curated record.